GACCUGCUUUUCCUUCUUCUUCCAACUCCAUUUUUUUUUUCUUCUUUAUCGGCUCAUCGCUUUUCCUUCUCUUCUCUCAAAGUUUCAUCUUUUGUGUUUCGAAUUAGGGUACUGUGUUCUUCUGUUUGGUUCUUGAGAAAAUCUCUGAAUAAGGGCCUGAUUCUGUAGACUCCAGUUGGUUUGGGGACGAAGUAUUUAUAGAUUUUAUUUCGGUUUUUUUUUUUUUUUUUUGGGUUUUGUCUGAUCGUUAACGGUCAAUGUAGGUCAAUGUUCUUCCGAUUAGGGUUUCGAUUCUUGGUCUGAAAUUGGGGAUUUGGGGUUUGUUGUCGGAGGAAGGUUGAUUUGCUUUGGACGGAAUUUUCUGUACCUUAUUUUUGGAGGAUUGCGUUGAGAAAGGUUGAAUCUUUUUCUGAUUUCGAAUUGGGUAUUGCGGAGGUCGCAUCUAUUUCACUUGAUUUUGAUCUGAUGCUUGGUUUGGGACGGUUAUUUAGCUCUUUUGGCGGUUUUUCGGGGGGCAAAAAGAUAGGAUUUUUUUCGUGUAAGUUGGGAAAUUAUUGAAUAGAUUUGGGCAUUGUUGUUGGCUGGAUAUGAGGUUAUGCUCAAAUAAGGACUAGAUUGGGCAUAAAUCUUUGAAAAAGUUAACCAUUAUUAGACUCUGGAUCGAGGUGUUGAGGUUGGAUUGAUCAUGGAGCAUGUGAUUGGUAACAAGUUUAAGCUUGGAAGGAAAAUUGGGAGUGGUUCAUUUGGAGAGCUCUAUCUAGGUGUUAAUGUUCAAACAGGAGAGGAGGUUGCUGUUAAGCUGGAACCUACGAAGACCAAACAUCCCCAGCUUCACUAUGAAUCAAAAUUGUAUAUGCUUCUUCAAGGAGGAACUGGAGUUCCUCACCUCAAAUGGUUUGGAGUUGAGGGAGAAUACAAUGUUAUGGUUAUUGACCUUCUUGGACCAAGUUUAGAAGAUUUAUUUAAUUAUUGCAAUAGGAAAUUGACAUUGAAGACUGUGUUGAUGCUCGCGGAUCAAUUAAUCAACAGAGUUGAAUACAUGCAUUCAAGAGGUUUUCUUCAUCGUGACAUAAAGCCUGACAACUUCCUCAUGGGUUUAGGGCGUAAAGCCAAUCAGGUAUACAUCAUUGAUUAUGGCCUUGCAAAGAAGUAUAGAGAUCUUCAGACUCACAAGCACAUACCUUACAGGGAGAACAAGAACCUCACAGGUACAGCUCGCUAUGCGAGUGUUAAUACUCACCUUGGAAUUGAACAAAGCAGAAGGGAUGAUUUGGAAUCUCUUGGUUAUGUACUUAUGUAUUUUCUGAGAGGAAGCCUUCCUUGGCAGGGAUUAAAAGCUGGCACGAAAAAACAAAAAUAUGAUAAGAUUAGUGAAAAAAAGGUGUCAACUCCCAUAGAGGUUUUGUGCAAGUCUUAUCCAUCGGAGUUUGUGUCUUAUUUUCACUACUGUCGUUCAUUGCGGUUUGAAGAUAAACCGGAUUAUUCAUAUUUAAAGAGGCUUUUCAGAGACCUAUUUAUUCGGGAAGGUUAUCAAUUUGACUAUGUGUUUGACUGGACUGUAUUGAAGUAUCCCCAGAUUGGUGCCAGCUCUAAAGGACGGCAUGUCAGUGGAAAACCUGGUUUGCAGGCAGGACCAUCUGUAGAAAGACCAGAAAGAAUCUCAGUUGGGAAAGAGAUCCGAGAAAGAUUCUCAGGUGCGGUUGAAGUAUUUUCCAGGAGACAUGUCUCUGGUUCUAGUCCUAGUCCGCGAAAUGAUCAAACAAAGUACAGGAUACAAGAGGAUGUACCUUCAUCGAAAGAUGUGCGCCCUGAUUCCGAAAGAGGACGUAGCUCUUCUCGAUAUGGAAGCACAUCAAGAAAAGCUGUCAUCUCAAGUAGCAAACCGAGCUCCUCGGGCGAUCACAGUGAUGGUCGAAAUGGUCGGCUAGUCUCGAGUAGUGGCCGCCCUUCUACCACACAAAGGAUUCUGCUAGCACCCAUGGGAGCAGGAAGACGCACCCGAGAUGAUCCUCUUCGUAGCUUUGAGCUCCUUUCCAUCAGAAAGUAAUAUGGGAGGGAGUCUGUUGUUGUUGUCUACUAAAAAGAACAAUCUCUUUGCUCAUCUCACGGAUACAUAAUUACCCCCUAUAUGUGAUGAACUACUUGAUUUUUUUUUAUUUUUUUACUUUCAAUUCAUGGUAAAUGGGGUGUGUCUCCUAAUCGCCACGGUUACAUACAAAAAAAAAAAAUACCAUGUCGUAUAUUGACAUCUUCCCCCAUGCAUUUUCAUCUCACUUUUCUCCUAUGAAGAGCUUUUGGCUUUUUUUGUAAUGGGUGUCUUGAUAUGUAUCCCCUUGUAGCAGAGAAUUUGCGUACGGUUUAUUUUUUCUUUCUGUAUGAGAAUUAUUUUGUUGACUUGAGGGUUCAUUCUGUACCGGACUCGAGUAGCUGUAAUAAUGACUAUCUUCAUUAUACUUGUACUUCUUCUUUGA
Humulus lupulus (European hop) is the source of this 2471-nucleotide messenger RNA. RefSeq names its product casein kinase 1-like protein 6. Gene Ontology annotation, biological process: peptidyl-serine phosphorylation; signal transduction; endocytosis. Gene Ontology annotation, cellular component: cytoplasm; nucleus. Lineage: Eukaryota; Viridiplantae; Streptophyta; Magnoliopsida; Rosales; Cannabaceae. The transcript has 14 exons. Gene Ontology annotation, molecular function: ATP binding; protein serine/threonine kinase activity. The record is from RefSeq and is a predicted model, not a curated record. Bases 686 to 2047 code for a protein of 453 amino acids.